AUGCUAUCCCUCAAGACCCUUACGUCCAUUGCCAUCAAACUCCUUUGUCUUACUGCGGUUAAUGCUCAGGAUGAAUCCUCUGGCUCUACCACCGUCCCAUCCUUCACUUGCAACCCAGGAUAUCCCGUCUCGUCAGCUGAACAAUCGAUCAUCUUUACCAACUUCUUGCGCAAAUUUUACAUCGAAAAGGACGUCUAUCGCGCUGGUAGGGAGCACAUCCUCCUGAAUGCCAUCAACCAUAAUCCGAAUGUAUAUGGCGACCGUGAGGCUAGCCUGGCCUGGGUCGCCCCUCGCAUCGCGGAAUGGAAUGUCACUAUCGCAAACUCCGGUUUCGCAGACAAUGUGGGGUGGAGCCAUGUUAAGGUCGAGGGGCCGGGUAUGGGACGUUAUACGGUUGCGGUUGAUAUUUGGCGGUUUGAAGGAAGCUGUAUCGCUGAGCAUUGGGACGCAUUGCAAGGAGCACCACCUGCUAACAGGACUAACCCUCUAGAGCUCGUUUGA
Molecule: messenger RNA, 501 nt
Organism: Fusarium mangiferae
Lineage: Eukaryota; Fungi; Ascomycota; Sordariomycetes; Hypocreales; Nectriaceae
Exons: 1
Coding region: 1-501 (166 amino acids)
Source: RefSeq, a predicted model, not a curated record